CAUGCACACACACACACACACAAGUAUGUCCACACACACCUGGAGUCAAUCAAUAUCGUCAAGAUCAACCUAUUAUGUACACAUUCAUUCAUGGGCCAUUCUUUUAGUACAGUCUCUGUUGUAUUUUUAGACAUCAGGUUGACGCUUUUUCUGUUUGUGUAUUCUGUGAGGGAAACGUCAAGACUGAUAUCGACAACAAUAGUACCUUGAGAUUAUCCAGUUAUGGCUGUGACACAGCUACUGGUGUCAGCUGUGUUCUUUGUAACUGCUCUAGAGUGUGUUCUCGGUGAGUACUGCACCAAGACAUCCUACUCGUCAUUUUUCUACCAGCCGACUACUACAUUUUACUGUUCUUUCGGCUGCUGUGGAGCAUCUCUGAAUGAGUACUGCUGUAUUGCAAAUGUUGGAUACAUCAUAGGGAUCGUCAUAGGGUGCAUCGCCGGGGUGGCCAUCAUCGUGUCUAUUAUCUGCUGUUGUAUCAAGAAGAGUCAGUAUAAGGGCAGAGUUGUACAGCCAACUGUUGUCGGUGGGCAUCCAGCAAUGAUCAGUGUCCAGAAUCAGAAUCAGAUGUCUUCAUCUAACGGACCGUACCCACCCAUGGCGUACGGCAAUACCUACGGUGUUUAUCCACCACCGACAUUUGGAAAUCCCUACGACGGUUACAACAUGCCUCCGCCAUACCCACCACAACCACCUUUAGACGUGCAAGCGCCCCCGCCUCCAUUCAAUGGCUACGCCCCAGCCUACGAUACAGCUCAAGCCAAACAACCUUUCAUGGAAGGAGCGCCCUACAGUCACCCAGCAUCCAACCCUCACAACUAAAAGGAACUGUCCAAAGUGGGAACACAUCUAAGGGAACACGGCAAAUCGUUCACGGACAUUUCGUUCAACCGAUAUUCCCUUCACAAGACAAUUUGUUCAGCCGACAAUUUGUUCACUCGACUGUUCGUUCACCCGACCGAACGAUUUCUCGUAAAAUAAACUAAAUGUAGGUGAACAGGUCUGUGAACCAGCAGUUGGUGAACGAUUUGUCGUCAUCGUCGAUAUGUCGUCAUCGUCAAUAUGUCGUCAUUGUCGGGUGAACAAAUAGGCGGGUUAACGAAUAGUCCGGUGGACGGAUUGUCCGGUGAACGAAAUGUCAGGUGAAUGAAUUGUCCUAAAAGAUUUGUAGGUGAACCAAAUGUCUGUGAAAGAUUUGUCGUGGAACCUACAUCAAGUGGGCCUUGUUCUGAAAAUUGCAAGGUUCAUUCUAGUAUCGCUGAUAUUCCAUUGCAACAUCUAUUUCCUAUACUGCUGUUUCUUUCUUUCAAAUGUCAGAUUUUAUUGUUUGUAUAAACAUGUUUCACUUUUGAUGGUUAAGACUUCAACAAAGAAACAUUGUUAUUGCACAUGUCUACUUGUAACGAAUGCAUUCUCUUCUCUCUAUUGAAGUGCAUUAGCAACAGUGCAAAGUUGUUGUUUUUUUACCUCGUAUUUUUUUCAGUGAUGAUAAGGUCACAAUGAUAAGUUCAAUGAUGAUAAGUUCAAUGAUGAUAAGUUCACAAUGAUAAUAUUAAAAUAUCAAAUGUUUUUGUUUAAAACUUCACUAUAUCCUAUCUAUAUAUUUUUUUUUUGUGUAAGUAAUGCAGCAUAAGGACACUGUUACAUUUGGAAGCAAGAUGUGUUGCUUAUGAAUUAACUUGUUAAAGCUUCCUGUGAAACUUGAAACCAGUUCCAGUUAACCAUGAAUUAAAUCAUAAUUUUUAAUUAUCAAAAAAAAAAAAAGCAAAACAAAAAAAAACCAGUUAAAACAGGAAGUAAGUUAUUAGUUUGUGAUUCUAUUAAAUCUACUUUUUAAAUCGUUUUUUUUUUCAUUUAUCAUUAUGUCGAAGCUCAAGUUGGAUCGAAGUAAGCUUAAGGCCAUGCCCAUGGCGGCAUGCAAAGUUUGCUGUGAGCAGAGAAGAAAUGUACUGACUUCUUUCUCCCUAAAACUAGAACUAAGUGAACAUGUCAACAUUUAGUCAAGUUGGGGUUGGCACGUACACUUACUUAUUUAUUUUUUGUGUGUUAAAUACAUCUUUUAAAUUCUUAUUGAUAUCAUUUCAUCUAUAUAAACGAAUUGAGUCGUUUUUCUUUUUUCAUCUCAAAUGGGAUUGUGUGCAACAAUCAAUCACGUUCAUGUCCAUAUAUUUAUCCCCCCCCCCCUUUUUUUAUUCCCCUCCCCUCCCCCCCCCCCCUGAAACACGAUGGCUAUUGUUAAACGCUACCGCGUUGUGUCUUAUGCAGCAACAUUGCAAAGUUGUUGUUUUUUUACCUCGUAUUUUUUUCAAUGAUGAUAAGUUCACAGUGCUAAGUUCACAGUGCUAAGUUCACAAUGAUAAUAUUAAAGUAUCAAAUAUUUUUUUCAAUGAUGAAAGUUCACAGUGCUUAGUUCACAAUGUUAAGUUCACAAUGAUAAUAUUAAAGUAUCAAAUAUUUUUUUCAAUGAUGAUAAGUUCACAAUGCUAAGUUCACAAUGUUAAGUUCACAAUGAUAAUAUUAAAGUAUCAAAUGUUUCUGUUUAAAAUUUCAAACGGAGGUAACUCUCAAAAUACGAAAUCAAUAAACCCAGGCGAAAGGCCAACAACAGAAGCCAGUCGACGCGAAUGUCGCACAAGAAGUUGAAGAAUAAUGAAGGGUACUGUUGAAUGUCACUAAACUAAGUCUCUACUUCAGUUACUAAAGCCGACCUUCCUCCUUGGCUGCCAAAAGUCUCCUGUGUUUACUUCCUAGUCUUGUUUUUUUUAAUUCGUCGCGCCAUUGAAGUCGAAACCCUAACCCUAUUUAUGAAACCAAUAACUCCCACCCCCCACCUCCAAUUCCUAAUCGUGCCAUAACACUAUCCAUAACAUAUAUAUUUAUUCAUAAAUCUUUGCACAUGUAUUUAUCCAUCUUAUAAAAUACAGACAUUACUUCAAAAAAAAAAAAAAACGAAGAUGGUUACGUCCAACACAUGUCCUUAGGUAAUAUAGUCAUGCAUGUUAAUCAAUGACUUCAACUCUGCCUAUUUUUGUUUAAAAUUGUUGAUACUUAUCUCGAUGGCCCAGAUAUGUCCGAGUCAAAUGUUUUAUUCUAAUACUUAUUUCAGAACAAUAUUUAAACAUCCUAUUUUUUUUAUUUUAUAAUUAUUUUAUUAAAAUAUGUUUACAUUUUA
Biomphalaria glabrata is the source of this 3172-nucleotide messenger RNA. RefSeq names its product cysteine and tyrosine-rich protein 1-like. The record is from RefSeq and is a predicted model, not a curated record. The transcript has 5 exons. Bases 223 to 822 code for a protein of 199 amino acids. NCBI's taxonomy places the organism in Eukaryota, Metazoa, Mollusca, Gastropoda, Planorbidae.